AUGGACGUUGUGCUGGUAGUGGUGGCAUGCUUUGGGGAUGACGGCAUGGUGGUGAAGAGGCUGAGAAAGUCCUCCGUUCCCGAGGCAGAAUGCCACGUGUCAGUCACCGUGGCACUCUUGGGCUACAGCAGCGUGCCCCCCAGGACUCCUUUGGAGCGGCGUCUCCAGCUUUUGUCCGAUGGUGGAACCUGCCACCGCUUUCCGGGCCUCGUCUGUCGGGAGCGGGGCCUCUCGUGGAACACCAGCAACCCUGACUUCACCAAGUGCUUUCAGAACACCGUCCUGGUGUGGGUGCCUUGCUUUUACCUCUGGGCCUGCUUCCCCUUCUACUUCCUCUACCUUUCCCGCCAUGACCGGGGCUACAUUCAGAUGACGCAUCUCAACAAAGCCAAAACUGCCUUGGGGCUCCUGCUGUGGCUCGUCUGCUGGGCAGACCUCUUCUAUUCUUUCUGGGAAAGAAGUAGGGGCUUGUUCCCCGCCCCGGUGUUUCUGGUCAGCCCGACCCUCUUGGGCGUCACCAUGCUGCUUGCUACCUUUUUAAUUCAGCUUGAAAGGAGGAAGGGAGUCCAGUCUUCAGGGAUCAUGCUCACCUUCUGGCUCAUAGCCCUAGUGUGUGCCCUUGCCGUCUUGAGAUCCAAAAUCAUGACUGCCUUUAGAGAGGACGCCCAGGUCAGCGUGUUUCGAGACGUCACGUUCUAUAUCUACUUUUCCCUCGUGCUGGUACAGCUUGUGUUGUCCUGUCUCUCGGACCGCUCUCCUCUGUUCUCUGAGACCAUCAAUGACCCCAACCCUUGCCCGGAAUCCGGUGCCUCCUUCCUCUCCAGGAUCACCUUCUGGUGGAUCACAGGGAUGAUGAUCCAGGGCUACCGCCAGCCCCUGGAGAGCACUGACCUCUGGUCCCUGAACAAGGAGGACAAGUCAGAACAAGUCGUGCCCGUUUUGGUAAAGAACUGGAAGAAGGAAUGUGCCAAGUCCAGAAAGCAGCCGGUGAAGAUCGUGUACCCCUCCAAGGACCCCACCCAGACCAAAGGGAGCUCCAAGCUGGACGUGAGCGAGGAGGCCGAGGCUCUGAUCGUCAAGUCGCCCCAGAAGGAGCGGGACCCGUCGCUGUUCAAGGUGUUGUACCAGACCUUCGGGCCCUACUUCCUCAUGAGCUUCUUGUUCAAGGCCCUCCACGACCUGAUGAUGUUUGCGGGCCCGGCGCUCUUAAAGCUGCUCAUCAACUUCGUGACAGACAAGAGCGCCCCGGCCUGGCAGGGCUACUUCUACACGGCGCUGCUGUUCGUCAGCGCCUGCCUGCAGACCCUGGUGCUGCACCAGUACUUCCACAUCUGCUUCGUCAGCGGCAUGAGGGUCAAGACGGCCGUCAUCGGCGCCGUCUACCGCAAGGCCCUGGUGAUCACCAACUCAGCCAGGAAAACCUCCACCGUUGGGGAGAUUGUCAACCUCAUGUCAGUGGACGCCCAGAGGUUCAUGGACCUGGCCACGUACAUCAACAUGAUCUGGUCGGCCCCCUUGCAAGUCAUCCUGGCCCUCUACCUCCUGUGGCUGAACCUGGGCCCUUCCGUCCUGGCCGGGGUGGUGGUGAUGAUCCUGAUGGUCCCCCUCAAUGCCGUGAUGGCCAUGAAGACCAAGACUUACCAGGUGGCCCACAUGAAGAGCAAAGACAAUCGGAUCAAGCUGAUGAAUGAAAUUCUCAACGGGAUCAAAGUGCUGAAGCUGUACGCUUGGGAGCUGGCGUUCAAGGACAAGGUGCUGGAGAUCAGGCAGGAGGAGCUGAAGGCCCUCAGGAAGUCUGCCUACCUGGCAGCCGUGGGGACCUUCACCUGGGUCUGCACCCCUUUCCUGGUGGCCUUGUCCACGUUUGCCGUGUACGUGACCAUCGACAAGAACAACGUCCUGGAUGCCCAGAAAGCCUUUGUGUCCUUGGCCUUGUUCAACAUCCUCCGCUUUCCCCUGAACAUCCUCCCCAUGGUCAUCAGCAGCAUUGUGCAGGCGAGUGUCUCCCUCAAACGCCUCCGGAUCUUUCUCUCCCAUGAGGAGCUGGAGCCCGACAGCAUCGAGCGACGGUCCGUCAAAGAUGGCGGGGUCACGAACAGUGUCGUCGUGAAGAACGCCACCUUCACCUGGGCCAGGAGCGAGGCUCCCACGCUGAAUGGCAUCACCUUCUCCAUUCCGGAAGGUUCCUUGGUAGCCGUGGUGGGCCAGGUGGGCUGUGGCAAGUCAUCCCUGCUCUCCGCACUCUUAGCCGAGAUGGACAAGGUGGAGGGACACGUGGCUCUCAAGGGCUCCGUGGCCUACGUCCCCCAGAGGGCUGUGCUGCCCAGUUGCAAAUUAGAAAAUGGUGCUCAUCACACUGGUGAGCUGGGCAGGGCCUGGAUUUCAGUGCCCGCAGGCUGGAGCCGACCUCGACUGCUCGUGGCUUCAGCUGGCGUGAACCUGUCCGGGGGUCAGAAGCAGCGUGUGAGCCUGGCACGGGCCGUGUACUGCAACUCCGACGUCUACCUCUUCGACGACCCCCUCUCAGCGGUGGACGCCCACGUGGGGAAGCACAUAUUCGAGAACGUGAUCGGGCCCAAGGGGAUGCUGAAGAGCAAGACACGGCUCCUGGUCACUCACGGCAUCAGCUACCUGCCUCACGUGGACGUCAUCAUCGUCAUGAGCGGCGGCAAGAUCUCGGAGAUGGGCUCCUACCAGGAGCUGCUGGCGCGCGACGGGGCCUUCGCCGAGUUCCUGCGCACCUACGCCAGCGCCGAGCAGGAGCAGCAUCCGCAGGACACAGGUGGCAGAGUGGUGGACGAGGAGGAGGAAGCAGGCCCCAGCGCUCCAGGGAAGGAGGCGAAGCAGAUGGAGAAUGGCAUGCUGGUGACAGACACCUCCGGGAAGCAGCUGCAGAGACAGCUCAGCAACUCCUCCUCCUACAGCGGAGAUGUCAGCCGGCACCACAACAGCACGUCCGAGCUGCAGAAGGCCGGGGCCAAGGAGGAGGAGACCUGGAAGCUGAUGGAGGCGGACAAGGCCCAGACAGGCCAGGUCAAGCUGUCCGUGUACUGGGACUACAUGAAGGCCAUCGGACUCUUCAUCUCCUUCCUCAGCAUCUUCCUCUUCUUGUGCAACCACGUGGCCGCCCUGGCCUCCAACUACUGGCUCAGCCUCUGGACCGACGACCCCAUCGUCAACGGGACGCAGCAGCACACUCGAGUCCGGCUGGGCGUGUUCGGAGCCCUGGGCAUUUCGCAAGGUAUUGCGGUGUUUGGCUACUCCAUGGCGGUGUCCAUCGGGGGCAUCUUCGCCUCCCGCCGCCUGCACCUGGACCUGCUGCAGAAUGUGCUCUGCUCACCCAUGAGCUUCUUCGAGCGCACCCCCAGCGGGAACCUGGUGAACCGCUUCUCCAAGGAGAUGGACACGGUGGACUCGAUAAUCCCGCAGGUCAUCAAGAUGUUCAUGGGCUCUCUGUUCAACGUCAUUGGUGCCUGCAUCAUCAUCCUGCUGACCACGCCCAUGGCUGCCGUCGUCAUCCCCCCACUGGGUCUCAUCUACUUCUUCGUGCAGAGGUUCUACGUGGCCUCCUCCCGGCAGCUGAAGCGCCUCGAGUCGGUCAGCCGCUCCCCGGUUUACUCCCACUUCAACGAGACGCUGCUGGGGGUGAGCGUCAUCCGUGCCUUCGAGGAGCAGGAGCGCUUCAUCCGCCAGAGCGACCUGAAGGUGGACGAGAACCAGAAGGCCUAUUACCCCAGCAUCGUGGCCAACAGGUGGCUUGCGGUGCGGCUGGAAUGUGUGGGCAACUGCAUCGUCCUGUUUGCAGCCCUGUUUGCCGUGAUCUUCCGGGACAAUCUCAGUCCGGGCUUGGUGGGCCUCUCGGUGUCCUACUCUUUGCAGAUCACAUCCUACUUGAACUGGCUUGUUCGGAUGUCUUCUGAGAUGGAGACCAACAUCGUGGCGGUGGAGAGACUCAAGGAGUACUCAGAAACUGAGAAGGAGGCUCCAUGGCGCAACCAGGCGACGGCCCCCCCCAGCAACUGGCCCCAGGUGGGCCAGGUAGAAUUCCGGGACUACGGCCUGCGCUAUCGCGAGGACCUGGACUUGGUUCUCAAGCACAUCAACGUCACGAUUGAUGGUGGGGAGAAGGUUGGUAUCGUGGGCCGGACAGGAGCUGGGAAAUCCUCCCUGACGCUGGGCUUGUUCCGGAUCAACGAGUCUGCCCAAGGCGAGAUCAUCGUCGACAACGUCAACAUCGCCAAGAUUGGCCUGCAUGACCUCCGCUUCAAGAUCACCAUCAUCCCGCAGGACCCCGUCUUGUUUUCGGGUUCCCUCCGCAUGAACUUGGACCCGUUCGGCCAGUACUCGGAUGAAGAAGUCUGGACGUCGCUGGAGCUGGCUCACCUGAAGGACUUCGUGUCUACCCUCCCGGAUAAGCUGAACCACGAGUGUGCGGAAGGCGGGGAGAACCUGAGCGUCGGGCAGCGCCAGCUCGUGUGUCUGGCCCGGGCCCUGUUGAGGAAGACGAAGAUCCUGGUGUUGGACGAGGCCACGGCGGCGGUGGACCUGGAGACGGAUGACCUCAUCCAGUCCACCAUCCGGACACAGUUCGAAGGCUGCACAGUCCUCACCAUCGCUCACCGGCUCAACACCAUCAUGGACUACACAAGGGUGAUCGUCCUGGACAAAGGAGAAAUUCGGGAGUACGGCCCCCCCUCUGACCUCCUGCAGCGGAGAGGUCUCUUCUACAGCAUGGCCAAAGACGCUGGCUUGGUGUGAACCCCGGAGCUGGUGCAUCUGGUUGAAACCGCAGGGCCAGCACGCAGGCGUCCAGGCAUGACUCAGCCCCAGGCCACCCAGACCUCCAGUACAGAAACCGAAACCAAAAACCAAACACCAAAACACAACACAGCCACCAUCUGGUCCCCUGCCUUGAAUUAGCUGCAACAAGCAGCCCACUCAACCCCACCCCCGCCCGCAGUCGCUCCCACAAGCACACGUGUCCUCGUCUCCAGGGAGCUGUGCUGUGGCUCGGUGCUCUCGGAGAAGGGGUCGGCAGCCGACCUCCAGAGAAUCGGCUGCGUAAAAUAUCCCAGUGGCCAAAACCAGCCAACUGCCUCAGAUCUCUCCAGCCGAAGCCUUCGAGGCUCCCCAGCCCCGUCAGCACGUCUCCCUCUUUGUCUGACUCCCCAGGGCUCUUUCCCCGGGGUGCAGUUUGAGGUUUGAGGUGAGGCCUGGAGGAGCUCACCCUCCCUGGGCUGUGCCUGCAGGGUCACGGCAUGCCUCUUGCACCCACCUGUCUUCCGCUCGGACUCAAGAGCCCACGCCCCAGCUCCGCCUGCCCCUGGAGUGGCUGCCCGGGCCGGGCCAGCUACUCCGUGCUGCUCGUGGGCAGGCCUGGGCCGCACAGGGGGCUGGGCCGGAGCGGGGGCAGAGCCUCGCUCAUGACACCUGCCCACCCGCUCACCUCCCGGCCUGCGCCAGUCUUCCUCGCUGCCUCCCUGCCCCGUCCCCCACUGCUAGACUCGGUUUACGCCUCUGGGAGCUGAGUGAGAAGAGCUGCUGGUGGCCAUGGAGCGUCCAAAGCCAAAGACGCCGGUGCCUCCCGAGAACGGCCAGUCGCGCGGGGGAGAGCCUGUCGCCUCUUCUCACUUUUGGAUUUCGAUUCUCCCCCUUGGCAUCUGGUUCGCUGUCAAGGUGAUGGUGUGGAGAACUGGACGUUGAGUUACCGAGUGUCUUUCAGGACAAGCAGAGAACAAAGAACCCACUCAUGAAUACCAGUGAUUUUUUUUUUCCUUUCUCUCUUUUUACAUACUGCUCUAGGGAGAAAAAGUCUCCAGAUUUUACUUUCUUGGGAGGAAGUUUGGGGCAAAGAGCGUCGUUCCAGGGGACCGCCAAGUCAGCAGUGUCUGACCACUGGUGGGGUGUUCCCGGAAGCGAACCGGGGUCUCCUGGUCAGAGACAAAGUGAGACUGAAGGCAGAGCUCUCGCUGCUGCCCGGGACACUCGCCCGCUGUGAGCGACACAGGUCAGGGCCCGAGAGCGUCUUUUAGGUGGGAAUACAUAUUUAUUUUUUGUAAGUUAUACCAUUCUUUCACAUUAGGGAAACCAAGUUUUUCUUGGGGAUCUUUUUGUAAUGACUUACACUGGAAACGUGAACACUUGCAAAUAAUUUGCAGUAAAAGAAAAGUUCUAUUUCUU
Condylura cristata (star-nosed mole) is the source of this 6180-nucleotide messenger RNA. RefSeq names its product ATP-binding cassette, sub-family C (CFTR/MRP), member 1 (gene ABCC1). Gene Ontology annotation, cellular component: basolateral plasma membrane. The record is from RefSeq and is a predicted model, not a curated record. NCBI's taxonomy places the organism in Eukaryota, Metazoa, Chordata, Mammalia, Eulipotyphla, Talpidae. The transcript is spliced from 33 exons. Bases 1 to 4758 code for a protein of 1585 amino acids. Gene Ontology annotation, biological process: xenobiotic transport; glutathione transmembrane transport. Gene Ontology annotation, molecular function: ABC-type xenobiotic transporter activity; glutathione transmembrane transporter activity; ATP binding.